AUGGCUUCUACCCAGUCGGCGCCGAAUAUGGCGUCAGCCAAUGGCACCAGCGCCGCACAGGGCGCGAAUCCAUUGCAGAACCUAAAUGGCGACCAAGUCAAGGAGAUUCUUCACAAACUCCGCCAGAUGAAAACACAGAUGGACGCCAAGGGCAUCCGCGUUGACGACCUUCCAAGCGACAAAAAAGAGACUUACAAAUACUUCCUUUCUGUCUACGUUCAAGUCAUGGCUUACCAACAAAAAAAGGCUGCUGCUGCCAAUGGUGCCCAGGGCCAAAAUGCUUCUACCCCGUCUAAUGCUGGAGCUCAGCAAGUUCAGCCCCAAGCUCCCGCUCAAAAAGGUGCAACGGUCGGGAAUGGACCAUGGUCCAAAGCUCAAUAUGAGCUAUACCGGCACCAACAGCUAUUGCACGAAAAAGCGAAGAACAACCAACCACUCACCCCAGCUGAUAUGCAGAGCCUGCAGGAGUACACCUCGGUAGUCGCCCCCUCACGGCCGAAGUUGGUUGCUGCGGCAGAGAAGAUCGUGAACGAGGUUGAGAAAGGCUCGGUUGAAACAGCUGCGAGCAACGGAGAUGCCACUCCUGAGAAAACAUGGUAUAACAACCUCGAGCAACCUGAUAUUUUGCACCAGCAAAUCAACUACCACAAAUAUCGCAUUCGCCGCAACCGCCCCACCAUUCCAGCUUCCUGGCCUUAUGGCCUUGACUUGCAGGAGAUCCGUGCGCGCCGCCAAGAAUCCUUGGCCAAUUCGAUGGCUCGCCGACGAGAUGAACUUGCUUCACAGUCGGCUUCCAUCGGUGUUUGGGACACUGCCAAGAAUGACACUCCCACCCGUGACGAUUCAUUGAAGAUUCGAAUUUACAAUGAGCUCUCAGCACUGGACAAAUAUGCCAAGCAGCAACGGCUUCGGGACACCAUCUCCCGGGAGAUGUUCCAAUACAGUCAAGGAAUGACUGCUAACCGUUCUGUUCAUCGCCGCCUGAAGAAGCCUUCGCUUCGUGAAGCUCGGGUCACUGAGAAUCUCGAGAAGCAACAGCGGGAUGCCCGUGAGACUCGGGAGAAGAAGAAACAGUUCGAUCAACUUCAGGCCAUUCUCAGCCACGGUGUUGAGCUCCUGAGCAACGCGGCCCAGAACCGGUCCCGAUCCCAGAAAUUGGGCCGCAUGAUGGUUCAGCAUCACCAGCAUAUGGAGCGUGAAGAGCAGCGACGUGUGGAGCGCACCGCUAAGCAACGUCUUCAAGCCCUGAAGGCCAACGAUGAGGAAACUUACCUGAAACUGCUUGGCCAGGCCAAGGAUUCUCGUAUUACGCACUUGCUCAACCAGACUGACAAGUUCUUGAAAGAGCUUGCUGCAUCUGUGAGACGCCAACAGCGCAACCAGGCCGAGCGGUACGGCGAGGACGAUGAAAUGGAGGAUGAGGAGGAGGAAGAUGAGGAAAUCGCCAACAGUGAUGUUGAUGAGGCUGAGCAAGAUCCCAACAAGAAGACGAUCGAUUACUAUGCGGUGGCUCAUCGUAUCAAGGAGCAGGUCACAGAGCAGCCUUCUAUUCUUGUUGGUGGUUCAUUGAAGGAGUACCAGCUGAAGGGUCUCCAGUGGAUGAUUUCGUUGUACAACAACAACUUGAACGGUAUCCUGGCCGACGAGAUGGGUCUCGGAAAAACCAUCCAGACCAUUAGUUUGAUCACCCACAUCAUUGAAAAGAAGAGGAACAACGGCCCCUUCCUGGUUAUUGUGCCCCUCAGUACACUCACCAAUUGGAACAUUGAAUUCGACAAAUGGGCUCCCUCUGUCGCCAAGGUUGUCUACAAGGGACCCCCAAAUGCACGAAAGCAGCAGCAGCAGCAGAUCCGUUGGGGUAACUUCCAGGUUCUUCUGACUACUUAUGAGUACAUCAUCAAGGACCGACCCAUUCUCAGCAAGAUCAAGUGGACUCACAUGAUUGUUGACGAGGGUCACCGUAUGAAGAACGCCAAUUCUAAGCUGAGUAGCACCCUGUCAACAUACUACACUAGCAGAUAUCGUCUGAUUUUGACUGGUACCCCGCUGCAAAACAACCUCCCCGAACUCUGGGCUCUUCUGAACUUCGUUCUGCCCAACAUUUUCAAGUCCGUGAAGUCGUUCGAUGAAUGGUUUAACACACCGUUUGCCAAUACUGGUGGCCAAGACCGCAUGGACCUCAGCGAAGAAGAACAGUUGCUUGUGAUUCGUCGUUUGCAUAAGGUUCUUCGCCCGUUCUUGCUGCGUCGUCUGAAGAAGGACGUCGAAAAGGACCUGCCCGACAAGCAAGAGCGUGUCGUCAAGUGUCGGUUCUCCGCCUUGCAGGCCAAGCUUUACAAGCAACUUGUCACCCAUAACAAGAUUGCUGUUGGUGAUGGUAAGGGUGGAAAGACUGGCAUGCGUGGUCUCAGCAACAUGCUUAUGCAACUGCGGAAGCUUUGCAACCAUCCCUUCGUCUUCGAGCCCGUUGAGGACCAGAUGAACCCUACUCGGAUGACCAACGACCUUCUUUGGCGAACGGCAGGUAAAUUUGAACUGCUUGAUCGUAUCCUGCCCAAGUUCCGUGCUACUGGUCACCGUGUCUUGAUGUUCUUCCAGAUGACUCAGAUUAUGAACAUCAUGGAAGACUUUCUUCGCAUGCGCGGCCUCAAAUACCUUCGUCUGGAUGGAUCUACCAAGUCCGAUGAUCGAUCGGAUCUUCUGAAGGUCUUCAACGACCCGGGUUCCGAUUACUUCUGCUUCUUGCUCUCCACCCGUGCUGGUGGUCUGGGUCUGAACCUGCAGACCGCUGACACGGUCAUCAUCUACGAUUCGGAUUGGAACCCUCACCAAGAUUUGCAAGCCCAAGAUCGUGCUCAUCGUAUUGGUCAGAAAAACGAGGUUCGUAUCUUGCGACUCAUUAGUUCCAACUCCGUUGAGGAGAAGAUUUUGGAACGUGCGCAGUUCAAGCUUGACAUGGACGGCAAGGUCAUUCAAGCCGGAAAGUUCGAUAACAAGUCGACGAACGAGGAGCGUGAUGCCCUUCUUCGAACCCUUCUGGAUACCGCAGAAGCUGCUGACCAAAUCGGGGAACAAGAUGAAAUGGAUGACGAUGACCUGAACGAAAUCAUGGCUCGUUCCGAAAACGAAAUUAAGGUGUUCCAGCAAAUGGACCAGGACCGACUACUCAAUGAUAAAUAUGGCCCCGGAAAGCGCUACCCUCGUCUCAUGUGUGAGGAAGAGCUGCCGGAUAUUUAUCUGCAGGAAGAUAAUCCCGUCACUGAGGAAGUCGAGGCGGAGGUGUACGGUCGUGGUGCUCGUGAACGCAAGGUCACUCGAUACGACGAUGGCCUGUCUGAGCAGCAGUUCCUGGAUGCCAUGGAAGGUCUCGAAGAGGGUCGACUUACUUUGGAGCAAGUCAUUGAGAAGAACGAGCGACGUGCCGCUGAACGUGCGGCCAGGAAAGACAAGAAGCACAAGAAGGCAGCAGGGGCUGAUUCUUCACCAGAACCAGAGCCGUCUAUUGUUGAUGAGGACGAGACCCCUCAGAAAAAGCAGGGUCGUCGUCGUGGUCCUCCACCCAAGCGCAAGGCCGAGGAGCCUAUUGAAGAAAACCCACAGCCCAAGCGCAAGAGAGGCCGUCAGCCCAAGAUCCCUGAGACUUUGAGUAGUGCCGACCGUGCCACCCUGACCCGAAUUAUCACCAGCACCAUCCAGUCCCUAAAGGAGAUGGAGCAGGAAAUUCCGGCUGAGGGCUCCGAUAGCGAAGAAGGCCCUCUUCUACGUGCCAUCAUUGAGCCUUUCAUGAAGCCCCCACCACGCUCACAGUAUCCCGACUAUUACAUGAUUAUCAAAAACCCUAUCGCAAUGGAACAGAUCGAGAAAAAGUUGAAACGCGAUGAUUACCAGAGCCUGAAGGAGUUCCGGGAUGAUGUUCACCUGCUCUGCCAGAAUGCCCGAACCUAUAACGAGGAUGGCAGUAUCUUGUUCCAGGAUGCGAAUGAUAUCGAGAACAAAUGCGUAAUGGAACUGAGAAGGCAGACCGAGGGCUACCCUCAAUUUGCCAAUUUUGAUGAUCCUGGGUCGAUUGCUGGCGACGGUCUAUCGACCGGAGCUGACACCCCGUUGACUGCCGGAACCCCCGGGGCCCAGCCUAAGCUCAAGCUUACCUUCAACAACUCCAACUUUGACAGUGCCAGUACCUUGAAUGGUACUGAUUUCAGUCUUGAGGAUGAGUAA
Messenger RNA from Penicillium pulvis, 4218 nucleotides. Its product is annotated as putative RSC complex subunit (Sth1). The transcript has 4 exons. Gene Ontology annotation, molecular function: ATP binding; ATP-dependent chromatin remodeler activity; histone binding. NCBI's taxonomy places the organism in Eukaryota, Fungi, Ascomycota, Eurotiomycetes, Eurotiales, Aspergillaceae. Bases 1 to 4218 code for a protein of 1405 amino acids. Gene Ontology annotation, cellular component: nucleus. The record is from RefSeq and is a predicted model, not a curated record. Gene Ontology annotation, biological process: positive regulation of transcription by RNA polymerase II.